UCAGCCUCCACAGUAUGCGACAAAGGCGAGCAUCAAGAAAACAAGUCAAAGAUGAAGAGUAGAGCGAGAAGAUCACUUGUGCUGCUGAUCGUCUGUUUGGCCGCUUUUCUUGCUCUCGGACAGUGUCAAUGCCAAGCAGGCUGGCGAGAGAACGACCACAAAUGUUACUACUUCUCCGCUGACACAAUGACGUGGUGGGAGGCUAACACCUUCUGUUUAUCACAAAAUAGCAACUUGAUGAGCAUUCAGGACAUCCACGAGAGGUUGUGGGUCAGGACGCAAAUCGGCACAGAGAUCUUCUGGAUCGGCUUGACAGACGGAAUCACAGAGGGCGUGUGGGAGUGGACGGAUGGGAGUCCUUUCAUACAAUACAUAUCGUACUGGGUUCAAGGUCAGCCUGACAACUGGGGUGACGAGCCGGGUGAGGAUUGUGGUCAAGUGGUGGGCGGCAGCUCUGGUCGCUGGAAUGAUGAGAACUGCGACGUCAAGAGGAAAUACAUCUGCAAGCAUGCCAACUCCAAUCCGGGGCCACACUGCGAUCUGAGCAAUGGGUGGGACCGGUACAGCUCCAACUGCUACAAGCUGAAGUCGGGAACCGCCAAGAGCUGGUCGGCGGCCCGUCACGACUGCAUCAUGGAGGGCGGCGACCUCGUCUCCAUCACCUCCGAGCGGGAAGAGCUGUAUGUGACCGGGUUGCUGGAUCCUUUCCGGAUCGACCUCUGGAUCGGACUCUCCAAUCUGAAAUGCAAUAAGAUCUCGUGUGAGCUCCAAGAAGGAAGCGUUCACAUGAACUGGUCCGACGCCCUGCCGAUAAACUACACCAACUGGGCACCGGGUGAACCCAAAAUCAACGGCGAAGUGGGCUCCUGCACGGCGAUCAUCAAAGAUCGCUCUGAUGAGUUUGGCAAGUGGAGGUCACACCUAUGCCGUCAGGAGCGUCCGUACAUGUGCAAACGGCCAGUGAACACCAUCUGCCCUGCCGGAUGGCAGAGUUUUUCCGGAAGCUGCUACUGGCUAGUCAGCAACACUGACCUACUGACCACCUGGUACGAGGCCUUCGCCACAUGCUCCAAUGAGGGGGCUCACCUGCUCGUCAUCAACAGCCAAGAUGAACAAUUCUUCAUUAACGGGAAACUUCCUGACUUUCACCAAGUGGAUGUUCCUGACAUCUGGAUUGGUUUAUCAGAUAAGGACCAGGAUGGGACAUUCCACUGGGUGGACAAAACCCCCGUUAACUACACAAACUACGGACCCGGUUGGCCUAGAAACACUGCAAACAUCUGGGACUGCGGAAUGAUCUUCACAGGAAAUUAUGAAGGAAAAUGGGAAACCAGCAGCUGCUUCAAGAAGCACGGUUACAUUUGUGAGAUGACGGGAGGUCAAAACCCCAAACCGACUCCAGCGCCGACUUCCCACUGCGACCCCGGCUAUUUGCUGUAUGGUGACUUUUGCUACCAUUUCGAGGGGGAACUGGUGAAAACAUGGCAAGAUGCAGAGACUUACUGCGUCGCACAACAAGGUCACCUCGUCAGCUUUCACUCGCAGGAAGAGCUCAGCUUCUUGAUUGCCCACAUGCCGGGAAAGGCGUGGGUGGGACUCAACGAUAUUAAUAUCGAAAGCCAGUUUGUGUACACUGACGGAACAGCUACAAACCUCCUCCCGUGGGCACCAAACCAGCCGGACAACUGGCAGAACAACGAGGACUGCGUUCACCUGGAAGGUCCGAUGCACACAGAAGCGGGAAAACUCAAAGACGACUUCUGCACAGCCACCAAUGAAUUCAUCUGCAAAAAAGCCAAGGGCCAGGGGCCUCCUCCCCAGCCGCCAACAUCAGGACCAGGCUGGAAUGAAAAAUGCAGCUCGUGGACGGCGGACCCCUUUAAUGACUUUUGCUACCUGUUCAAUUCCCUGUCGGCGAGGACUUGGGCUGAGGCGCGAGCCGACUGCGUCAACCAGGGAGGAGACUUGGUCAGCAUCACCGACCCCUUUGAACAAGCCUUCAUACAAGGUGUGAUUCAGGUGAGCCCAACCGGGAUCUCCCUGUGGAUGGGCGGCCAUGAUUCCAUCACUGAAGGCGGCUGGGAGUGGACAGAUGGAUCCCCGUUCAGAUACGUACGCUGGAGUGCAGGUAAUCCCGACAACUACUUUGGCGAAGACUGUCUUUCCAUCAUCAUCAACAACGGCUACUGGAAUGACGAUAACUGUGAGAACAGGAGAGGGUACAUCUGCAAGAGAAGAGGAAGGACACCGGAACCCCCACCCCCUCAUGAUGGGUUCAUGACGGCAAUCGCUUGCCAGGAAACAUCCAUUGUCCUUCAUUGUCCGCAAGAAAGUGUCAUCAACAUCCAGUCAGCUUUCUACGGACGGAAGAGUAGUGACGUCUGUCCACAUCUCGGAGGGUCAGAUGGGAGCUGUAUGGUGGAAGGCGUCCUCCCGUACUACAGGAAAGUCUGCGACAACCGUCCCUUCUGCUUGGCGUACGCAUACGCCGAGGUGGACCCUUGCCCCUCGGUUUCCAAAUACCUCGAGAUCGUCUACAGCUGCGAACAGAAAGUGUGUCUUCACGGUCUGGGUAUGGAGGACAGGAACAUCACAGACUCCCAAAUUUCAGCCUCCUCAUCCAUGAGCAGCUUCCCCCCCAACAAAGCCCGCCUGAACGGAAACUCCUGUUGGAAGCCAAUCGGAAAUCCCACCGGCAGCUGGAUCCAGGCAAGUCUUGGCCAGAAAAGAAAGGUGACGGGGAUCGUGAUACAAGGUUGUCCUAACAGUGACCACUGGGUCACAAAGUUUAAGAUGCAGCAUAGUAUCGAUGGACAGUCGUGGACGGACUACACAGCUGACGGGCAGUUUUUGCCCGGAUCAACAGACAGAAACACCGCCGACACUCAGCUCCUCGGCACGCCUGUUUCUGCUCAGUACAUUCGCAUCCUGCCACUGGAGUAUAGCGGUCAAGUCGGCCUUCGCUUUGAGGUCUUGGGAUGCACGCCUGACUAUGCGAUCACCUGUGCCAGCAAGGCUAACUUUGACCUCGGCAAUGACCGAAUGACGGUCCACUGUCCAGCGGGCUGCGCUAAAUCCAGCUACGCCGUCUAUGGAACUGACAUCUAUCGAGCGGAUUCAAACAUCUGUGCAGCCGCUAUCCACGCCGGCGUCGUUCUGAGUGAAAUCGGAGGAGAUUGUACUUUGCUGAAAGCUGAGGGAAAGAAUUUCUAUGCCGGCUCAACCAGGAAUGGGAUUACUUCGACACAAUAUGACGGCGAAUAUCCUCUGUCUUAUACUUUUGCAAAUGGAGAGUUAAGAUGUUCGGGACCCGACUGGUACGAGUUCGGGGAGUUCUGUUACAAAUCAUUCCAGGACAAAAAGACAUGGGCCGAUGCUCAGGACACCUGUAGGAGUAUCGGUGCUGAACUCGUGUCCAUCCGCUCCAUGGUGGAGCAGAGCUGGCUGGAAAGUUACCUGUACUUUGCCACCAGUGACAUGUGGACAGGACUGAAUGACUUAUUAGUUUCCGGCAUGUACGUAUGGUCGGACCAACACAUGGUGACUUUCACCUACUGGGCCCCGGGACAACCCAACAACCAUCACGGUUUCAAUGACGAUUGUGUGAAAAUGUUACACCAGACUGGCAGAUGGAACGACGUGUCCUGCACAGAACUCAAUAGGUUCAUGUGUAAAAUGCCCAAGGGGCAUUACCAGCUUCCCUCAGUGAAGCCCACUGUGUACGGCUGCCCGCAGGGCUGGGAGGCUUACGGCUACGGUUGCUACUGGAUGGAGGAGACGGGUCGGAGCUGGUCGGACGCCAAGGCCUUUUGUAAAGAGCAGGAUGCAUUUUUGCUGCACAUCGGAGACAUAUACGAGCAAGCACAUUUUACGGUGGUGCUGUCAGGAAAAACAGGUUUGUGGUGGAUUGGUCUGCGAGCCAAAGGGGGUACCGGCGGAGGGGUGCAGUAUAUCUGGGAGAAUGGCUACCCAUUGACCUUCACUCACUGGGACAGAAACCAGCCAGAUAACGGGGAUGGCACAUGCGUGGCCAUGACAACCGGUCAAGUCGGGGGCUUCUGGGAUGACAAGCAGUGCUCAGAGAAAUUUGCCUUUGUCUGUGAGAAACCCCGGCCAGACAUCACCCCGCCCACCGAGGCCCCAACCCCUCCUCCCGCACAGGACUGCGUUGCUAGCUGGACCUCCAAGCCCAAUUUUAGGAAUUGUUACAGGCUCUUCCACAAUGUGGACUGGUCCCUGAAGAAGAGCUGGGGGGCUGCGCAUGAAGACUGUGUGGCAAGGGGGGCCAACCUGGUCAGCAUCCACAGUCAGGAGGAGGAGGACUUCCUGUCCCUUUACAGCAAAGGAAGCAGCAAGUGGAUUGGCCUGAGGAACAACCCCACAGAAGGAGGAUAUUCCUGGAGUGAUGGUUCAGCGCUCUCGCACACCCACUGGGGUCCCGGCGAGCCAAACAACCACGAGGGUCGGGAGGAGUGCGUGGAGAUGGUUAGCAGCGCCAACGGCACCUACUCCUGGUGGAACGAUCUCAACUGCGAUGCCCACCAAGACUGGAUAUGCAUGAUUGCCAAAGGACAGAACCCCAUCCUGCCUCCGGUGCCCCCCUCGCCAGUACCGGCUCCUGAUUGUGGCAGCAACCCCGGAUGGAGGAAGAACAACAACAUGUGCUACUACUACAACGACACGGACAUUGUGGACUUCCACACGGCUAUGCACCGCUGUUGGGUCGAGAAAGCCCGACUCGUCUCCAUCCUGAACAAGGACGAACAGGCAUAUGUCAACAGCAUGGUGGGAACGGGUCAGAUUUCUGCUGCUUGGAUUGGACUGAGGAUGUUGGGGAUUUCAGAUGGCCAAUAUGCGUGGCAAGACAAUUCUCCCGUCUCGUACACACAUUGGAGUCCAGGUGAGCCCAACAACGCCAACGGGGAGGAACAGUGCGUUCAGAUGAAGCGACAUCAAGGUGGUUGGAACGACGUGAACUGUGGUCGAGCCGCAGCUGGGUACGUGUGCAAGAAGUUUCCCGGAACCGAUCACACUCCUCCUCCCCCCACGCAACCCUGGGAGGGCUACUGCCCAGCCGGAUGGAUGCAUUUCAACGAUAAAUGUUUCCUGUUCAAGGGAAAGAAAAACGAUAUUAAAGCCAACUGGACGCAUGCACGAAGUUUGUGCAAAGACCAAGGAGGAGAGCUGGCCGUUAUCGACAAUCAAUAUGAAAAUGACUUUGUGUCCAGUUACCUGAAAGACAUGGAGCUUCCCACGUGGAUCGGUUUGUCCGACAUCCUGGUGGAGAAUCAGUACGCCUGGAGCGAUGGCGUGAGCCCAGUCCUCUACACCAACUGGAACGGCAAAGAGCCCAACAACGCAGGGGGGACGGAGCACUGUGUGAGCAUAAGUCACAGUGUACUUGUGAGCGGGAAGUGGAAUGACGACGCUUGUCAUAAAAAACACAGUUUUGUCUGCUUCAGGAAGAAAUCGAGCAGUAUCACGCCGCCUCAUCCUACAAGCAGCCCCUGUCCCGCCGGCUACAUAUCCUGGUACUUGAACUGCUACAAGCUGGUGGAGGAGCCGGCGACCUGGGAUGCAGCUCAGAAGGCUUGCGAGCAGCAGGGCGCCAACCUGGCUAGCAUCGACAUGAGCUACGACCAGGCCUUUGUCGCCGGAGUGGUCCUGCAGGGAAAAGCUGAUGCCUGGAUCGGACUGAAGCUCAAGGAUGAUGGCUCCUUCGCCUGGACAGAUGGCUGGCCGGUAUUCUUCACUCAGUGGGGUCCCGGAGAGCCCGACAACCUAAAAGACGAGGGUUGUGUCAGCAUGCGAGGGUCGCCAUUGUUUCACGGCACUUGGAACGACACCCGGUGUGACCAAGCCAAACCCUACAUCUGCAAGAUCUCCUCCGAGAGACCACCGGUGACUCCCGCUCCCGGCGACGGGAAGUGCUUACCAUUCUGGAUUCCGUACGGUCGCUACUGUUACUGGGUCUACAAUGAGCAGAAGGGCUUCUCCUGGCCCGACUCGCGACAUUACUGCCAAGAAGCGAAGACUGAGCUGGCGUCCUUCCACAGUAGGGCAGAGUUGGAGUUUAUCAGGAAUCUCAACCACACCAAAUAUCACAACUUUUGGAUCGGCCUCACCAGGGAUCGCAACUUUGGCUGGAGCUGGACGGACAAGACGCCUCUGGGCUUCCUCAACUGGGCUCCCGGUGAGCCCAAUGCGGCUUUUCACCCGGGCCAAGUGGCCGAGGAGAACUGCGUGGAGAUGUACCACGACGGACGUUGGAACGACAACGACUGCCUGCAGAAAAGAGGCUUCGUGUGCCGUCACAGACAAUACUACACCACCGACGAUGGCGGAAACCCCGUUUUUCCUACAGACGGUCCAAAUGUUGACGACAGUGGCGUGAACGUCGGUGUCAUCGCUGCAGUCGUCGUCAUUGUCAGCCUGAUAGCCGGACUCCUCUUCUACGUGUUCAGCGUGCGAGGCUACAAGUUGAGCAGCCUAAGGCAAAGCUUCUCGAAGCGGACGACCACGAACGUCGACAUUCCUGCAUUCAGCAACCCCAACUUUAUGGAUGAUGUGGACAAAUAACUUUCACAAUGUGGCAAAUGUUUUCCCACGUUGUGAUGAAAGAGCCAAAACAGAAUGCUAAAUGACAGCAGUGAACAAAC
Messenger RNA from Hippocampus zosterae (dwarf seahorse), 6659 nucleotides. Its product is annotated as macrophage mannose receptor 1. The transcript is spliced from 50 exons. Bases 52 to 6579 code for a protein of 2175 amino acids. The record is from RefSeq and is a predicted model, not a curated record. Lineage: Eukaryota; Metazoa; Chordata; Actinopteri; Syngnathiformes; Syngnathidae. Gene Ontology annotation, molecular function: carbohydrate binding; signaling receptor activity.